Molecule: messenger RNA, 945 nt
Organism: Hyposmocoma kahamanoa
Lineage: Eukaryota; Metazoa; Arthropoda; Insecta; Lepidoptera; Cosmopterigidae
Exons: 6
Coding region: 1-708 (235 amino acids)
Source: RefSeq, a predicted model, not a curated record
AUGCCGUUUCACUGGCUUCCUAAUUUGCGUAAUUGUUGUUAUUGUAUUACAAAUCUGAGAACUGCGACGAUCGUCAUUGCUGUUCUUGGCAUAGUAACGAGUCCCGCCGUGUCGUGGUCUGUUGUUCGACAUGCUUAUGUCAUUCGAGUCUCGUGCUACGUAUCCACAAACGAAAGUAAGCCUGACGUCAUCGAUAUUAAUUUAAACAAUAUGCUUAGUUUUGGUUUUGGAGCAAAUGCAGGUCUGGGACCGUCAUGUUUGUAUAAAUCUUCAGUAGAGAACUUAUCUUCUAUAACUACAUUUAAACUUGAUGACCGCGUCAGUACCAACCACGGUGUUCUCAAAAUUAUUAUGUAUAUUGGCUGGGUGGUAUUGUUAGGAGACUUAAUAUUUGUAAUCUGUUGUAUAGUCUUCCUCUUCAAAUUGGCAAAAGGACGAGAAAUGACAUUCCUAAAAGCAUUAAUGUGGACCUGUAUUGUCGCAAUAACCCUUACAUUCAUAUACGGGUUGAUGUUUGUCGUAACAUGUUUAGUGACUGGCGGAAAAUUUCCCGUGUUCGAAUUCAUCUUCACAUUAUUCGACUUGGGCAUUUGGAUCUACUUUUUAAUAGUAGUUAAUUCCUACAGAAGAUCGGGUAUGCGGACAAAUGAGAAUGCCACUACGUAUAAUUAUGAACAUCCAAGCCAAUUUUUAACGAUACUGCACUAGACGUCGCUGCUGGGGCAUGUAAUUGGCAUUGUGCACUACACAAAAAGAGUACCUACAAGUUUUGUUAAAAAAAUAUCUCUCAUUUUUUAUUUGCUCGACAAGUGGAUGGUGAUCUUCGUCAUCAGCGAUAAAUGGAACAACAAAGUGUAAAACAAAUACCUGUACAUUGUUAAUCUCAAAACCGUAUUCACCAAAUAUGAAUUUUUGAGAUCAAACAAUAUUACUUACAUAAACUGA